AUGUCUGAUCUUUAUAAUCACCCCGAAAAAGGCUCAAGAGAUAGCCCUUAUCAAAAUGAUCAGCUUGAUCAACGUGGUCAACAUCAUCACGGAAACUUUGGCACAGAUCGUACCACAAACACUAUUGCUUCGUUUCAAACUCAUGGCACCGCUCUUGAUACUAUCAGUAGGAGCGACAGCUAUCCAGAAAGCCAGUCCGAAUAUGCCUAUCGUCAUGGUAAACCGAUAGAGCCAGAUGUAACAAGAAAUAACUUUGAGAGUUCAACAUUACCAGUUAACACCCACACCCAGUACAGUGGCAGCCCAGCUCAAGUUGAACCCCAGAAGCGCAAGUGUAAAGUGGUUAUGCCACUAGACGGAAGUUUGUGUAACUCUGAUUGUCAGCCGGGAACCAGUAUAUGCAUUUUGCACAGCAAUGCCAUGUUACAUCCUCCUACCAACAUGGCUGGAACGAAUCAUUCGCCAUCAUAUUUAGCAGCCAGCAUCACAUUUCCCCCCCUCCCUUCGAUGUUCAACAAGGCUCACCAAUCAUCAUAUCCUCGAACCCCCAGUUCCAGGUCUCAGCACAUGAUCCAACCCGCCAAUAAUACACAAACCACCCAAUACACAACUGGCAAUCAAAGUUUUCAAAAUCCAGCUCCUCCAAGUGGGUCAUUCGAAGCCUAUCGAAGAGACGUUAUGAGUAUGGACCACAUGCUAUUACCUUCACCUGUGGCACCAACUUCUUCUGGAUCUACACCUUCUGCUUCUGUCAAAAAGCACAGACGAACUGAAUUUCCGACAUCUGAGCAGACGAGCGCGGAUCCGCCCCAGAAGAAAAGGAUGCUUGAACGCAACCCAGCCUCCUCUACUUCCAAUUUCACCACACCUGGAUCAUCUCAGCGAUUCACCAUCAAAUGUAUCUCACCGGCUUCAACCCCAAGCAGGAUAAGGUGA
Sclerotinia borealis F-4128 is the source of this 936-nucleotide messenger RNA. Lineage: Eukaryota; Fungi; Ascomycota; Leotiomycetes; Helotiales; Sclerotiniaceae. The record is from the annotation of a GenBank genome assembly.